Molecule: messenger RNA, 1617 nt
Organism: Gambusia affinis (western mosquitofish)
Lineage: Eukaryota; Metazoa; Chordata; Actinopteri; Cyprinodontiformes; Poeciliidae
Product: OX-2 membrane glycoprotein-like
Exons: 7
Coding region: 216-1085 (289 amino acids)
Molecular function (GO): cell-cell adhesion mediator activity
Source: RefSeq, a predicted model, not a curated record
CUGCUUUGAAUAGAAAGUAAGACAAAUCUUUUUGGCCGCCAGCAUUGUGCGCAUGCGCAAAAUAUCCGGACGUAAACAAUAACAUGAGUCGCGUGUCUAUAGUUACGCUCUUGCUCGUUCCCUGUUCAUUAUCCUGAACGGAUCGUGGCGGUAAUGCGCUAAAUUGUUGUUUGUCAGGGUGAAAAUAAACUUUUGGAAGCAAGCUACGAUGACACAUGAUGGAGAGCACCCGAUUUGUUUUCUUCUUGCUUGCAGGAUUAUUACAUAAAGGUGAGUUUAUGCGUCGCUUUUUAACCGUACAGUGCGACGACCGCUUUACAGGUUUUACAGCUGUGGUCCAAACCCAGCACACCAGGAUAGCAGAAGUAGGAAAAGAUGCUCAACUCAGCUGUCAGUUUGUGGCUAUUAACAGUGUCCAGGAGGUCACGUGGCAGAAGGUCUUGGGGAGUACGAAGCGCGACGUUAGCACCUACAACCUCCUCUCUGGUGAAAAAGUGUUUUCACCCUUUAAAGAUAAAGUUCAGUUUGCAUACAGCAAACUUAAGAACAACUCCAUAAUCAUCAAGAAUGUAACAGAGCAUGAUGUGGGAUGUUAUCUCUGCCUGUUCAACGCCUACCCUAUGGGAAAUGUGACAGCGGAAACCUGUCUGAGGUUUAAUGAGCUGCACGGACCCUUCAUUGUUGUCAGAAGAUCCAAAAUUCCUCCAGGGUCACUUGUGGCCUGUUCAGCCACAGGUCAGCCGGCUCCCACCGUGACACUGAGUGUGGAAAUGGUCUGCCUCUACAGCACCAGCUCAAAGACCAACGCCAACGGUACCAUCACCGUCACCACCACAGCUCUGCUUCCAGCUGUCAGCAGCACACUGGUUAGAUGUUCAGUGGAAGUGGACUUUACUGAUCCCAGAAAGUGUCUGAUCACCGUUCCUGGAGUCGGACCGAUAUCCGGUGAACAAUCUCAAGUCGGCAAAUGGAUGGCGACUUUUACAUUGCUGAUGUUGCUGUUGUGCAUAUGUUUUUGUGGGCUCAGAAGGAAAUGCCAGAACAGAAAGGUCACUGCAAAGGAUGUGGGAACUGUCACAGCUUGACGCAGACGAUGAGAUGUGUGGAGAACUCCUCGUUACCGAAGAGACAUCUCAGACCGCGAACAUCUGAAAAACAGAGACAAACCAGCGAGUCCCAUCCAUAACCAUGACAACAGAGACCCAAAAUUUGAACUUGCUUCUUGCUAAAUAACUGCAGCUGUACGUUUUGUGGCCCGGAUCAAUUUAAUUAGAGGCAUUUGAAGAUCUUACGCAAUAUUUUCUCUUGUAAAGCAAUAAAUUAUAUUUUAACCGAUGGUGAAACUGAUCCUGGAGCUGUCAGUGUUUUUCACUGUCCUGUUCCUCAGUCGGUAUAGUACUUGUGACCGCUCUGUCUCUCUGUAACGAUACGAAAUACGAGACAGAUCAUCUGUGAAAAAAUCCUCUGUCUUCUCCUGAUGCCAUCUGGAAGCAUCACUGUUAAUCGCAAUCUUUUGUAGAAGAAUCAAAUAGAAAACUGGAAUCCCCAAUUAGUCCUAAGUGUUUUGUAUCAGUGCAGAAUAAAAAUAGUAAAACCUAUUAAAAAUGUUAAGCGCAA